Messenger RNA from Capsella rubella, 1531 nucleotides. RefSeq names its product protein PNS1. Gene Ontology annotation, biological process: transmembrane transport. Bases 1 to 1389 code for a protein of 462 amino acids. Lineage: Eukaryota; Viridiplantae; Streptophyta; Magnoliopsida; Brassicales; Brassicaceae. The transcript has 3 exons. Gene Ontology annotation, molecular function: transmembrane transporter activity. Gene Ontology annotation, cellular component: membrane. The record is from RefSeq and is a predicted model, not a curated record.
AUGAAGAAGGAUGUGAAAACUUGGAUACCAAGGAACGAAAUCGAACAACCCGUAACACCUCCCGCCGCAGAGCAACAAACAUUAACCGGAAGAUUCUUCAGAUGCCUCUUCGCUUGUAUCUUCUACACGCAACUAACCCUAAUCUCGAUCUUUGUGAUCUUUCUCACGCUAAGAGGUCUCGUCUUCACCAAGUCACCUAACUUCCAUCCCAAGAAAUGGUACACUCCUCUGUUAUCCUCUGUUGCUAUCUCCGGAGUCCUCUCUUUAGCCUGGAAUUGCUUCUUCGUCUGCAACAUACGAGCCACAGUCAAAGCAACGCUCUGGUUCACACCGAUACUCACAAUCUCCGUCGGGCUCUUCAUAAUUCUCUACGGCAAAUCCGUGGUUCUAGUGCUCGGUGUACCUCUUGUGGUAUUUAGCAUCAUUUCGGCAUUGUAUGGAUGGCUUUACGUCAUUAACAAGCAUGCAUUCACCUUCAGAAUGAUGUCAAUCUCCACAGGGUUGUUACCCGCAAGAACCAGAGCUAUAGCAGUUGGAUCAGUGAUCAUAAGCGUCUUUUACUCUGCUUUCUUGGUUGCUGGAAUCGGUGGAGCUACUGCUACAAGAACACGUCUAGAUAUACUUUUCAUCUUCAUCCUCGUGAUAAGCCUUGCCUGGACAAUGCAGGUUCUCAAAAACGUACAAGAAGUCGCGAUUUCGAAAGCCACAUAUGUAUACUUCAGACGUGUUGAGUUCAUGAAUGCAUGUGAUGCACUUGGUGCCACUCUGAAAAACCAGCUCGGGAGCGUUUGUAUUGGUUCAACACUCCUUCCACUUAUUGUACUCUUUAGGGGAUCGAUCCGGUGCACUAAUCUGCAGGAUGGGUGUGACGACGACCAGGACAUCUAUACAAGUACUCGAGGCUGCUAUUGGAUUGCCAAUCAUAUUAUUUUGCGAGGAAACAGAUAUGGAUUUGUUCAUGUGGGAGCUUACAACAAAGGGUUUGUGCAAGCGUCGAGUGACACAUGGAAGACGUUCAGAACAGUGGCUGGAUUUGAGCAAUUGAUUGAUUUUGACAUCACUAGCUCCAUCUGUUUCUAUAGCGCCAUGGGAAUUGGUGCAAUCUCUGCAUUAACUGCAGGAAUAUGGGAGCUCCUGAUCCAAAAGGAUCACUUCUUUGAGCUGACUAUCUACGCUUUCAUCAUCGGGUACUUUGUGGGGAGAGUUUCUUCUGCGUGGCUACAAGCAUGUGUAAUGGGUUACUAUGUAGCUUAUUCUGAGGAUCCACAGAGCGAUAUCUUUGAUAACACAAUUCCACAGCGUAUUGAGCGCCAAAAUAUCGAAAAGGCAAAGAGAGAAUCUGAGAAUAGAGUGCGGGAAGAUGAGGAUGAGGUGAUAACACACUUGUAGAGAGCUAGCAUGAGGAUGGUAUCCACUUAGUUCAGGAAAACUUCUUUCGUUUCUUUCUUUUUUCACGUUUCACUUUUCACUGAGGCUUUUAAAAAGCUAGACUAAAGGUUGGAGAUUGUUUAGUUUGGUAUUGAAAACUGCA